Trichogramma pretiosum is the source of this 930-nucleotide messenger RNA. RefSeq names its product cytochrome c-2 (gene CytC). The coding region runs from base 117 to 443 and encodes 108 amino acids. NCBI's taxonomy places the organism in Eukaryota, Metazoa, Arthropoda, Insecta, Hymenoptera, Trichogrammatidae. Gene Ontology annotation, molecular function: electron transfer activity; heme binding. The record is from RefSeq and is a predicted model, not a curated record. Gene Ontology annotation, cellular component: mitochondrial intermembrane space. The transcript is spliced from 4 exons. Gene Ontology annotation, biological process: mitochondrial electron transport, cytochrome c to oxygen; mitochondrial electron transport, ubiquinol to cytochrome c.
UGAUCCGUUACUCGCGAGUUUUUCGAGGCUGUAGUUAUUCACGGUCGUGCAACGGUCGAGUCACGUUCAGUAGUUCGUACUCGCUUCUGUAAAAGUUCCCAAUAAGAUUUGCAGACAUGGGUGUCCCAGCUGGUGAUGUUGAGAAAGGAAAGAAGAUCUUCGUUCAAAGGUGUGCGCAGUGCCACACUGUUGAAGCUGGUGGCAAACACAAGGUUGGUCCUAACUUGCAUGGUCUGAUUGGCAGAAAGACUGGUCAGGCUGCAGGUUAUGCAUACACAGAUGCCAACAAAGCUAAAGGCAUCACAUGGAAUAAGGACACACUCUUUGAGUACCUUGAGAACCCAAAGAAAUACAUUCCUGGAACUAAGAUGGUGUUUGCUGGCUUGAAGAAACCCCAAGAACGAGGAGAUCUCAUUGCUUAUCUUGAAUCUGCCACUAAGUAAAUAAAGUUGAGUCUAAUCUAUAAUGCAAGACAGCAUGACUGGAAAAUGAAAUUAAAAAUUUUAGAACAAUUUUAUUUAAAAAUAUUUCAUUUCAACAGUUAAUGCAACUCUUGAUCAAGAUUUUACUCUUCUUGUAUAUUUUGUGUUUUUUCUUGAUGAAUGGAGCACAUAGUGAAAAUUGUUAAUAAUGUUAAAUAAGUAGGAAUGAUGUAUGUUAACAUAAGGCUGGAUAAAAAAUAGUCUUAUUGUUGUCAUUGGAAGUAUUUCAGCGUUAAUGAUUCGAUUAUUGUUAGAGGCAGUGCCUCAAAAUCAAUCAUGACGUAUAUUUUUAUUGUCACAUUGGUCAAUUUUAUUCUGGUAAUUCAUUCAAUGUGUUCUCUGCAUUGAAAUACAAAAUCCAUUUAAAAAAUUUGAACUACUUUUUUUUAUAACCAGUUCCAUUUUGUUCAUUAUAAUGCUCAUAAAUAAACCAACAAAGGAUGCUUAA